Helobdella robusta is the source of this 1122-nucleotide messenger RNA. RefSeq lists its product as hypothetical. NCBI's taxonomy places the organism in Eukaryota, Metazoa, Annelida, Clitellata, Rhynchobdellida, Glossiphoniidae. The record is from RefSeq and is a predicted model, not a curated record. The coding region runs from base 1 to 1122 and encodes 373 amino acids. The transcript has 5 exons.
AUGUCUGAGAAGAGAUUUCGUACUGAAGAAGUUCUUGCUAACAUUAUGGCAGAUGAAAAUAUGGAUUUUGAAGAAUCUGAGCGUUUAGCUGACGCAACAGAUGCAAUUACGGAUUCACAGACUCCAGUUGAUGUAGUGUUGCUUCCUCCUACGAAGGUAGACAGCAUUUCAGAUGAAGAGAUGAUAGAUGAUGACGAUUUGCUGCCAUCAAACAUGCCAAAUGAAGUUCCUGGAAGAGUUGGUGUUCUUUUAGAACAAGCAGACGCACGUAAUGAUGUUGGAUUACAAAAAAAAGAUAAAAAAUGUAAGAAGCCAGAACCAAAAUGGACCAAAAAAAUAAAUUUCACUGGAAAAUCAUCAACAGGAACACCAGAAAAAAUAAGAUCAAAAUAUCCAGAAUUAUGUUCCAAAUCACCAUAUCAUCUUUUCAAACUUUAUUAUGACAAUGAGUUGAGGGAUAUGAUAGAUGGUUCGGACAACUGCCCAAAAUGUGUGGUGGUCCAAAACAAUUGGAUCAUCAGCAAGGAGGCCAAGAUUUUGCGAUUCAAAGAGAAAAACAUGUGGUUGGUCGAUAAAGAGGGAUAUUAUUCGGAUAAGAACAGAAAAUAUUUGAUCUAUGACAACCCUGUCUUAAAACAAAGCUAUUCUUGUGUUUACGUGAAAGAAGAGAAAGCUCUCAAAACAGCACUGGCCAUAGCACAAAUUCUAAAUCGGACGUUGAUUCUACCGAGGUUCCACUGUAAUAAAUCAAGACCCACAGAAAAGUGUUCUCUAAACAGCUGGCUGAAGGUAACAGAAUUCGACAACCAAUUCGCCGGAUCUUACCGGGAGAGUAGUUUUCUGUACAGUCCUCUGUUUUUUAAUAUUUCUGCAGUUUUAAAUUUCGAAAAUCUCGAAAUUCUUAAUGAUGACUUAAUAAGGGGAACGUUUGAUCAGUGCGAGGAUCAGGUCUUAUACAUUGGAUCGCUGAUCGGAGUUGAAGAAACAUUUUCCAAUGCGAAUGAGCAGACGAAUUUCAAUGAAAAAAUCGAAAAAGCAUUUUAUUAUUCAGAUUCACUCAUUGAUAAAUACACUCAGAGUGGAUCUAGAGGGACCGGAGGGAGCUAUGACUUCCCGUUGUGA